CCUCAUGACUAAAUCUGAAAAUUAGGAUGCUUAAGUUAAAUCAAGUAGAAAGUACCAGAAAAUUAAUAAGGAAGAAAGAAGACUAGUAUUAAAGCUUCUUUUACAAGACAAGCUCUCUUUAUAAGAGGUAUCAAAUUAAUACCAAAUUUAUGAAUAUGUCUAACCAUUAUAUAUGAUAUCUUGAUCAUUUAUAUUUUUAGGUAGCGAAUAGGUUGUAGCUAAAAUACUGUACUGUACGAACAAUACAAAAGGCAUAUGAAAAAGAGGGAAGGAUAGGUAAGAAAGAGACAAGAAAGAAGAAGCUUAAGGUAGAGAAUAUCUUAAAGAUUUAAAUUAUUAAUCCUCUCACUUUCUAACUGUCUGAGCCUAUUGUAUCAUCGGAAGUUAGUCAGGUAAUUUUAAAUAAAUUUAUGUAGAUAUAUAUUGACAAACAACCUUCAAAGGAAGACUAAGCUAAUUUGAUGUAAGAAUAGCGAUCUCUUCUUCAAUAACAUUGUUAAAAACUAUUUUCUACAUUAACAUAAUAAUAUUAGAAGGCUGCAGAAUCUUAGAAUCCAUUUUAUUACACAACUAUUUAAAAUUUAUUUUUGGCAUCACAACUAAUAUUCAAACAACUCUUGGAAGUUAAAUAAUAAAUCAACGUAAAAUAAGAAUAUGAACCUGUGUCUCCAACUCCAACACAAUACCCUAUUCAAAUUCAACAACAUAUUUACUAACCACCAUAUGGUAUGAUGUUGCCACGAGUUAAUUCUUGAUU
Paramecium pentaurelia is the source of this 757-nucleotide messenger RNA. Lineage: Eukaryota; Ciliophora; Oligohymenophorea; Peniculida; Parameciidae. The record is from the annotation of a GenBank genome assembly.